Athalia rosae (coleseed sawfly) is the source of this 1569-nucleotide messenger RNA. RefSeq names its product 26S proteasome regulatory subunit 6B (gene Rpt3). Lineage: Eukaryota; Metazoa; Arthropoda; Insecta; Hymenoptera; Athaliidae. Gene Ontology annotation, cellular component: proteasome regulatory particle, base subcomplex. The transcript has 5 exons. The record is from RefSeq and is a predicted model, not a curated record. The coding region runs from base 147 to 1394 and encodes 415 amino acids. Gene Ontology annotation, molecular function: proteasome-activating activity; ATP binding; ATP hydrolysis activity. Gene Ontology annotation, biological process: proteasome-mediated ubiquitin-dependent protein catabolic process.
UUUAGUAUCCACGUCCAUUGGUAUUUCAAAUUGUCCCACUCGAUUUGCAAGAUGGCGUAAAACCACCGAAAAUCCCAGUCAUUGAGCCGUCAGAAUACCUUUGUUAAGGUGUCAAUACUUUGUAUGCUAACGGUUACUUGAAAAUCAUGGAAGAGAUCGGUAUCGUGUUGCCUGACAAGGAUAUUAGUGAGAGCGAUAUAAAACCACCUAUUGGCCACUACUCUGGUGCCGGAGAUGAACUGGAUGUCGAGGACCUUUAUACUAAAUAUAAGAAACUGCAGCGAAUGUUGGAGUUCCUUGAGGUUCAAGAAGAAUAUAUCAAAGAUGAACAACGGAACCUAAAAAAGGAAUAUCUUCAUGCUCAGGAAGAGGUAAAACGUAUUCAGAGCGUCCCCUUGGUAAUUGGGCAAUUUUUAGAAGCUGUAGAUCAAAAUACUGGAAUUGUGGGUUCUACGACUGGGUCAAAUUACUAUGUACGUAUACUAUCAACCAUAGACCGUGAAUUGUUGAAACCUUCGGCAAGUGUUGCUCUUCACAAGCACAGCAAUGCUCUUGUAGAUGUUCUUCCCCCUGAGGCUGAUUCGAGUAUAUCCAUGCUCCAAGCCGAUGAAAAGCCGGAUAUUCAGUACAGCGACAUAGGAGGGAUGGAUAUGCAGAAACAAGAAAUCAGAGAAGCUGUGGAGCUUCCUCUAACUCACUUCGAGUUGUAUAAACAAAUUGGAAUUGAUCCACCGAGAGGUGUGCUAAUGUAUGGGCCGCCGGGUUGUGGAAAAACUAUGCUUGCCAAAGCUGUGGCGAGGCAUACCACGGCGGCGUUUAUUCGCGUGGUAGGAUCCGAGUUCGUGCAGAAGUACCUAGGGGAAGGACCCAGGAUGGUCAGAGACGUCUUCAGACUCGCCAAGGAGAAUUCGCCAGCCAUUAUUUUCGUUGACGAAAUUGAUGCGAUAGCGACCAAACGUUUCGAUGCUCAAACUGGCGCGGAUCGAGAGGUCCAACGUAUCCUGCUGGAACUCUUGAAUCAGAUGGAUGGUUUUGAUCAGACCACUAACGUUAAGGUCAUCAUGGCAACCAACAGAGCCGAUACUCUGGAUCCUGCGCUACUGAGACCCGGUAGGCUUGAUCGAAAAAUCGAAUUCCCUCUUCCGGACCGUCGUCAGAAGCGUUUGGUUUUUUCAACAAUAACGACAAAGAUGAAUUUGAGUGAAGAGGUUGAUUUGGAAGACUAUGUCGCUCGUCCAGACCGAAUCUCUGGCGCUGAUAUAAACGCAAUUUGCCAGGAAGCCGGCAUGCAUGCGGUUCGCGAAAACCGCUACAUCGUACUAGCAAAGGAUUUCGAAAAAGGAUACAAAAACAAUAUAAAAAAAGACGAAUCGGAACACGACUUCUACAAGUAGAUCAAUGGCGCGCCAUAACUGUGUGGUUUCCGCAUCCAUCUUCAUCUGUAAUAACCGACGAGCCUGUGGAAAAUUCCUCUUUGAGAGUUGACAUCGCGUCCGCUGUUUUCUUUUCAAAAACAUUUUUUCGCUGUACCAUUGAAUAAAUAAGUUUGUGUCUAACUUUUACGCAAUA